AUGUGGCCUUCGUCGAAUUCAACGAUCAUUAGAAAAUCAUUUGAGAAUGAAACUUCUAUUAAUUUAAGUUCAAUAGCAAACACAACAACAAUAACGAGUAUAUCAUUGAUAACAACACUAAUACAAACAAUUGCGGCACCAAAUGAUGUUUAUGAUUCUCGUAUAACAAAACCAUUUGCUGUUGUUUGUCUAUUUGUUGGAAGUAUUGGAAAUUCGUUAUCAUUUAUUGUGUUUACACAAAAGCAAUUACGAAAACAUUCAACAUUUCGUUAUUUAGCUUAUCUAUCAAUUGUGGAUCUAAUUGUUUUGUAUUUAGGCUUAGGAAAUAUUAUAUUACGUGAUUAUUUUUCAUUUGAUAUACGAGUACAAAAUUUAUUUCUAUGCAAAGUUCAUACGUUUUUAACAUAUGUUACAACGCAAUUGUCAUCAUGGAUAUUGACGAUUGUCUCGAUUGAUCGUGCUAUUGCAUGUACAGUAAUACAAUUACAUAGACGUUUUUGUCGACCGAAAUCAGCCGAUCGAAUAUUUUUUACUAUGUGCAUAAUUAUCACGUUAAUAAAUAGUCAUAUUUUAUUAUUCAUGGGCUCCAAACGCACAAUAGCUCAGUCAAAUAUUUAUAAUAUAUCGUCCUAUCAAAAUACUAUCAUAUGUACACAUAAUACAUCAACUACUUAUUUUAAAUUUUUUGAAAAACCUUAUAAUAUAAUCGAUCUUCUAUCUUAUGUACUCAUUCCAUUCAUUAUAAUGACAAUAUGUGCUUGUAUAAUAGCUUAUCGGCUGUUUUUUUCACUGCGUCAUACAACAGUUCACGUCUCAGUUAAUGGAAAAACACGACGAGGAACACACCGUGCAAAACAAGUAUCCUAUAUGUUAUUAACAUUAAAUUUAGUCUUUGUUAUUUUAUUAACACCUAUUGUUAUCGGUCAAAUAUUUCAAAAACUUAAUGAAGAACAUCGCUAUCGUCUAUACAAUUCAAUAACAUUAUUAAUGUCCUAUUCAAAUCAUGCGUUGAACUUUGUUCUUUACGGUAUUGCAUCACCGCAAUUUCGUUUAACAUUAAAACAAUUGUUAGACCAUGGAAAUGAUUAUACGCCACCUAGACGUCUGCAAACACUUGGCUAUUGUACAUCAACAGCUUGUUAA
Molecule: messenger RNA, 1143 nt
Organism: Rotaria socialis
Lineage: Eukaryota; Metazoa; Rotifera; Eurotatoria; Philodinida; Philodinidae
Source: the annotation of a GenBank genome assembly